AUGGCGGCCGCCGGCGGAGGGGGGCUCCGGUGCGUGGCCGGAGAGCUUCCCAGGCCGCCGGCGAACGUGCUGGGGGCCGCCGCCGUGGGGCCGGGGCCCCAGGCGGCGCCCCAGCCGCAGCAGGAGCCGGCAGAGAAGAUCGACGAAGGCACCCGCGGUCUGAGCUUCCUCUACUACCGUGGCAGCGGCGCCGGCGCCGGCGCCGCCUCCGUCGCCGGCAGCCUGGAGCUUUGCACUGAGAGCCUGGGUUUCGAGAGCUGCUGCGACGGGAAGAUGGGCGUGGAGGAAGAGAAGACGGAGAUGGAGAUACGGCGGCGGAUAGAGGAGACCAGUUGCAGGAAGGCGGCUAGGCCCUCGAAGAGGAGGACGGAGACGAGGGAGUUCCCUCCGCCGCUGCCGUGGCUCUCUGCUGGUGGCGGGAAAGGCUACCUGAAGGCCGUGAAGAAGGACGGCCGCCUGGUCCUGACAGAGGUUCGUCUCCGGCGGCCGGAGAUACUCCGCGCCUCCCGCCACGGGGGCCGGCUGCGGUUGGAGCUCAUUAAGCCGCCGGUGCCGGAGGAGGAGGAGACGACCGGAAAGGUGGCGGAAGAGGACUGGACGUUGCAGAGCCGCCGGCGACCGGCGGCGCCGCCGGGUGGGCAAAUGCGCAGCGGCGGAUUCGGGAGGAGGUGCCAGGAGGCGGUCCGGGAGGGGCUGAUGCUGCCGCCGCCGCCCUUCUGGGGCGCCCCCCGGUUCGUGACGACGGCGUGA
Spirodela intermedia is the source of this 750-nucleotide messenger RNA. The record is from the annotation of a GenBank genome assembly. Lineage: Eukaryota; Viridiplantae; Streptophyta; Magnoliopsida; Alismatales; Araceae.